Schistocerca serialis cubense is the source of this 11569-nucleotide messenger RNA. RefSeq names its product neurobeachin (gene rg). Gene Ontology annotation, biological process: intracellular protein localization. NCBI's taxonomy places the organism in Eukaryota, Metazoa, Arthropoda, Insecta, Orthoptera, Acrididae. The transcript has 52 exons. The record is from RefSeq and is a predicted model, not a curated record. Gene Ontology annotation, molecular function: protein kinase binding. Gene Ontology annotation, cellular component: cytosol; membrane. Bases 17 to 9334 code for a protein of 3105 amino acids.
CGGCGGCGAGUUCGACAUGGAACUGAACUUCGUGAUCCAGGACGCACAGAACAUCAAGCACAUGCUGGAACUGCUGGACCACUGCCCGCCCAACCUCCAGGCGGAGAUCUGGAGCGUCUUCAUCGCAAUCUUGCGGAAGAGCGUGCGCAACCUGCAGGCGUGCACGGACGUGGGCCUGAUCGAGCACGUGCUGCACAGGCUGAGCCGCGCGGACACGGUGGUCGCGGAUCUCCUGAUUGAAAUGUUGGGCGUACUAGCCAGUUACAGUAUUACUGUUAAAGAACUGAAGCUGCUGUUUGGCGCAAUGAAGGCUGCGAACGGAAAGUGGCCAAGGCAUUCACCAAAACUCCUAAAUGUUCUGCGUCAGAUGCCUCAAAGGAAUGGGCCAGAUGUGUUCUUCAGUUUCCCUGGCCGAAAAGGCUCUGCCAUCGUUUUGCCUCCCCUUGCAAGGUGGCCGUAUGAAAAUGGUUUUACUUUCACAACCUGGUUCCGUUUAGAUCCCAUUAACUCUGUAAAUAUUGAGAGGGAAAAGCCAUAUUUGUACUGUUUCAAAACAAGCAAGGGAGUUGGAUACUCGGCACAUUUUGUUGGAAACUGUUUAGUGCUGACGUCUAUGAAGGUGAAAGGGAAAGGUUUCCAGCACUGUGUAAAAUAUGAGUUUCAACCUAGAAAGUGGUAUAUGAUUGCUAUUGUGUAUAUAUACAAUAGAUGGACAAAAAGUGAAAUAAAAUGCCUUGUUAAUGGACAGUUAGCUUCCAGUACAGAGAUGGCGUGGUUUGUUUCAACAAAUGAUCCAUUUGACAAGUGUUAUAUUGGUGCUACUCCAGAACUGGAUGAAGAAAGAGUCUUUUGUGGCCAGAUGUCAGCAAUUUAUCUGUUUAGUGAAGCAUUAACGACACAUCAGAUAUGUGCUAUGCACAGACUUGGCCCUGGCUACAAAUGUCAGUUUCGGUUUGACAAUGAGUGCAACCUGAGCCUGCCCGACAAUCACAAACGGGUGAGUGAGCCGGCCGCUGCAGCCCCCGCCCCCGCCCCCUCACGCAUGCUGGACAACCACGCCUUGCUCUCUGUGUUGUAUGAUGGGAAACUGUCAAGUGCCAUUGUGUUCAUGUACAAUCCUGUAGCAACAGACAGCCAAUUGUGUUUGCAGUCUGCCCCAAAAGGCAAUAUUUCGUAUUUUGUACAUACUCCUCAUGCGCUUAUGCUACAGGAUGUCAAAGCAGUCAUUACUCAUUCCAUCCACAGUACUCUUAAUUCUAUAGGGGGAAUUCAAGUCCUGUUUCCACUAUUUUCACAACUUGAUAUGCCUUAUGACUGUGGUGUUGGAGCAACAGAUACCAAGAAAGACUCUUCACUAUGUUCAAAACUUCUUGGGUUUAUUUGUGAGCUUGUUGAGAGCUCUCAAACUGUUCAGCAGCAUAUGAUACAGAAUAGGGGUUUCCUUGUGAUCAGUUACAUGCUUCAGAGAUCAUCAAGAGACCAUUUAACACUGGAAGUGCUCAGUUCAUUUCUUGGACUGACAAAAUACCUUGUGACAUGCCUGAGCUCAAAUAGUGAACUGCUUCUGAAACAGCUGCUGGACCAUGUGCUGUUCAACCCUGCAUUAUGGAUCUACACCCCUGCACCAGUACAAACUCGGCUCUACUCCUACUUAGCAACAGAGUUCCUUGCCGAUACCCAGAUCUACUCCAAUGUGCGCCGUGUUUCAACAGUCCUACAGACGGUGCACACACUGAAGUACUAUUAUUGGGUAACAAACCCUCGUGCCAAAAGUGGAAUAACACCUAAAGGACUAGAUGGACCAAGACCACCACAGAAGGAUAUACUGGCAAUACGUGCAUACAUUCUCUUAUUUCUAAAACAGCUGAUUAUGAUUGGAAAUGGAGUAAAGGACGAUGAACUACAAAGUAUUCUAAAUUACCUCACAACGAUGCAUGAAGAUGAGAAUUUACAUGAUGUACUGCAGAUGCUUAUAUCAUUAAUCUCUGAACAUCCAGCUUCAAUGGUUCCUGCAUUUGAUGUGAAACAAGGAGUACGCACUAUCUUCAAGUUACUUGCCGCUGAGAGUCAAUUGAUCAGGCUCCAGGCACUGAAGCUCCUGGGUUUCUUUCUGAGCCGCAGCACACACAAGAGGAAAUAUGAUGUCAUGAGCCCUCAUAAUCUUUACACGUUGCUUGCUGAGAGACUGCUGCUAAAUGAAGAAACUCUGACUCUGCCAACAUAUAACGUACUAUAUGAGAUAAUGACAGAGCACAUCAGUCAACAGAUACUGUAUACAAGACAUCCAGAACCUGAGUCACACUUUAGACUGGAAAAUCCAAUGAUCUUGAAGGUUGUUGCCACAUUAAUCCGCCAGUCUAAACAGACAGAACAACUUUUGGAUGUUAAGAAGCUGUUUCUAUCAGAUAUGACCUUGCUUUGUAAUAACAAUAGAGAAAACAGGAGAACAGUCCUUCAGAUGUCAGUGUGGCAGGAAUGGCUAAUAGCAAUGGCAUACAUCCAUCCAAAAAAUACAGAAGAGCAAAAGAUUUCAGACAUGGUGUACUCCUUGUUUCGAAUGCUACUUCAUCAUGCCAUUAAGCAUGAAUAUGGAGGAUGGAGAGUUUGGGUUGAUACUCUCGCAAUUGUUCAUUCAAAAGUCUCAUAUGAAGAGUUUAAGCUGCAGUUUGCUCAAAUGUAUGAACAUUAUGAAAGGCAGAGAUCAGACAACAUCACAGAUCCAGCUGUGCGCCAGCAGAGACCUAUUAGCACAAUCUCUGGCUGGGACCAGCAGCAUCACAUUGUUAAUGGUUACCACCACAGUCACCCGACAGUCUCCAAUUGGCAGUCCUCAGCGGACAGUAAGGACAUGCCUCCUGUGUGCAGCUGUGGUCUGGGAUCACCAGAGCAUGAGGAUACUGCCAAGUGUGGCAGUGAAGAUGAUAAGCAGCCAAGUGACAUGCUUUCCAUAGGUUCAAGUACAUGCAAUCUCUAUAGUGAUGUAUGCAAAGCGGAAUCGUCAUCACUCAACAUUGAUGACAACCACAACUCUGAUACAGAUAGACCAAAGUUUGAAGCUGGUGACAGACUAGAAGAAAGUUCUCCAACACCACAAAUGGAAGGCUCAUCCCAACCCACUGUAACAACAGAGGGUAGCUCAGAAGAAGCCCUCGUGUCUCCGGUUUCUGGUACAGACGGUGCAAGUGUAGACUUAGAUGUGUACAAGGGUGAGGAAGAGACCUCAAUAGAAGGAAUCAGUGGCAGUUGUGAGGAUAGUGGUGUUGUUGAAGGUUCUUAUAGUGAGGGUGCUGCUAAAGAUGUUUCAGAUGCGUGUGAGACAGCUCGUGACGAAAAUGAGAAGGUUUUACUUUCUGAAAGCAGAGAAGAAAGUACUGAAAGCAGUGUAACAGAGAAUGUGGUGAGUGGUGUAGAUGUAGUAGAAAGUGUUAGUAAAGAUAUUGCUCAAAAACCUGAGGGAGAAAGUACUGCACAAGUGUUUGAAUUAGAUUCUUCCCAUCUUAGUUCAUUAGAGGCAGAUACUAGUUUUGAUGAAUUAGUGGAAACUAAAAAUGAAAUCCUCAAGAAAGAGUCAGAUGUUUUAGAGUUUGUUAGCAGGGAGAUGACAGUACAAGUUGAAAGGGAAGUUAUUGACAGUGACACAUCGGAAGCGUACUUGACACCAACUGACACUACUGAUGUGACCAGUGAGAAGAAAGAUAAUGAAGUUGAAGAAUCAGAAGAGCGACUUCAAGAGCCAAAAGAUAAGAAUGUGGAUUUGGAAGCAAAAAGUGACGUAGAGGGAAGAGUUGUGACAGAUGAAAGUGUUCUAGUAGUGGUUGAUAAAGAUAGUGUAGAUUUUUCUCCUCUGCAUGAGGAAGACAGGUAUCAGGAUGAUGUUUCUUGUGCUGCAGACAGUGAGAGAGACCAAGAAAAUAGUGCAGUCAGUAGCGUAGGAGCCAUUGUGAUUCCUAGUGUAGAAUCUGAACCAUGCACUCACAGUGAAAGUGAAGAACGGGUGCUCAGUGAAAGUGAAAGAACAGAUUUCUUAAAAUCUGAAGUGACGGACUUUCCAGCUAGUGACAUAAGCUGUCAAAAAGCUGAGGUAGAUUAUGUAAAAGUGACUGCUGCCUCUGACAGCUUAAAUAAUGAUUGUGAUAUGUUAUCUCAGAAUUCUUCUCAGGUGCCAAAUAUUGUUGAAAGUGAGUCUAAUGAGAAUGGUGAUGAAAAUAAGGCCUUUAGAACUGUAGAUUGUGAGGUAAGUGAUAGGACUACUAUUACAGUGGAAAGUGAAAUAGUGCCUCCGCAAUCGAGCGAAGAAAUUUCUGUAAAUAAUACCUCAGAUGUACCUGCAUCCACUGCUGAAACGAAAGACAGUACGGCUCUUGAACAGGUUGGAGACACUGUGUGCACUACUGCAAUCCCUACUUAUCAAGCAUCACCUCAAAAGCGGCCACACAGCUCUUCGACUUCGACACAAGUGGAUCCAGUUCACUUUGAAACAAAACGAACAAAACCAUCACCAGUGCCUCAAAAUUCCUCUCGCCCCAUGUUUAGUCCUGGGCCAACGAGACCACCUUUUAGAAUACCAGAAUUCAAGUGGUCUUAUAUCCAUCAGCGUUUGCUAUCUGAUGUCCUUUUUUCUCUAGAGACUGAUAUUCAGGUUUGGAGAAGCCAUUCAACGAAGUCUGUACUAGAUUUUGUAAACAGCAGUGAAAAUGCUAUUUUUGUUGUAAAUACUGUGCACCUGAUUUCACAAUUAGCAGACAACCUCAUUAUUGCCUGUGGUGGCCUUUUACCUUUGUUGGCAUCUGCAACAUCACCUAAUUGCGAGCUUGAUGUAAUUGAACCUACUCAGGGGAUGCCUAUUGAAGUCGCUGUUUCAUUCCUGCAGCGGCUUGUCAACAUGGCAGAUGUUCUUAUUUUUGCCAGUUCACUCAAUUUUGGUGAACUAGAGGCUGAGAAAAAUAUGUCAAGUGGUGGAAUUCUUAGACAAUGCUUGAGACUAGUAUGUACAUGUGCUGUGCGAAACUGUCUGGAAUGUAAAGAACGCUCGAGACAGUUUCCAACACCCACUCCAACAACUGUCAACAACAACAACAAAGCAGCUCAUCUUCAGUCACUCAUUAGAGGGGUUCAGGCGUCACCCAAGAAUAUAGUUGAAAAUCUUGCUAGCCAGUCGAGCCCAGUAAAAGACCCAGAGAAACUCUUGCAAGACAUGGAUGUAAAUAGACUACGAGCAGUAAUUUAUAGAGAUGUGGAGGAGACCAAACAAGCACAGUUCCUGUCACUGGCCAUAGUUUACUUCAUUUCGGUGUUGAUGGUGUCCAAGUAUCGUGACAUACUGGAGCCGCCAGUCGCGCCACGGCCUCCCAGCCCGGGGCCAGGUCCAGUGCUGCGGAACGAUGGUGGUUCCCACCACAGCAGCAGUCCUCCAGAGACUGGAGCGAGGCCUCUCUUCCCACAGUGGUCCCAUCAUGUUUAUCCUCAGUUCCUUCCUGGGUCUCAUCCCAAUGCUGUUCAACAGCCUUUCCUUCGCCGUCAUCCUUUUUACAAAAAUCACAACAACAACAAUAACAACAACAACAACAACAACAACAAUCAUGUGCCAACUAGGUAUAGGAACUCAACCAUAAAUAAUCAAGCUCACCCUCGUGAAAUAUGCCAACAACUUUCUCAUGACGAUGGUGAAUAUGAAGUAAUAGUCGUAGAUGAAAAUAACUCAUCUGUCCUGGCUGACCACGACACUCAUUCGAGUGGACCACCAUCUCUUAAGAGUGGAGACUCUGCAGAAGACAGUAGUUCACUUCAGCUAAACACAACAGAGCAUAUGCAAAAUGCAGAACACAGUGAUGUAAAUGCAAUAACAGAAGAUGAGAGGUCUACACCGAUUGUCAAUGAUGAUAGCUGGACUGAUGUCAACUUAAAUGAAGAGGGUCCUGAGAUAGCAUUGUCAUCUGAUUCAAUGCAUAACAACUUGCAUGAUGGACAUGAUAACAGUCGUGGUGAAAAGCCUCGUGCAGAAAUAUCUGUUGUACGUGUUCCGGAUGGUAUGUGCCCUACUCCUGCACAGAUGAGGCCAGAUGAACUGCCCAUAAAACCUAUGGUUGAACACUUGGCUGUGCCUACGCCUUCUCGAGAGGCUUCACUCACACAGAAGCUAGAAAUGGCUCUGGGCUCUGUCUGUCCAUUACUGCGGGAAAUAAUGGUUGACUUUGCUCCUUUCCUCUCUAAAACCCUGGUUGGAUCACAUGGGCAGGAACUUCUAAUGGAAGGCAAAGGUUUAACAACUUUCAAAAAUAGCAAUUCUGUUGUUGAACUAGUUAUGCUCUUGUGUUCACAAGAAUGGCAGAACUCUCUGCAGAAACAUGCAGGCCUUGCAUUUAUUGAAUUGAUCAACGAGGGGCGAUUGUUAUCUCAUGCAAUGAAGGACCACAUUGUACGAGUGGCAAAUGAAGCAGAAUUUAUUUUAAACAGAAUGCGAGCUGAUGAUGUUCUGAAGCAUGCUGACUUUGAGUCACAAUGUGCACAGACACUUCUUGACCGCCGAGAGGAAGAGAGGAUGUGUGACCAUUUAAUCACAGCUGCCCGCCGUAGGGACAAUGUUAUAGCAAGUAGACUUUUGGAAAAAGUUCGCAACAUUAUGUCCAACAAGCAUGGAGCAUGGGGAUACAUGGACCCACAAGCAGCAAAAAUGAAUGAAUUCUGGAAACUGGAUGCCUGGGAGGAUGAUGCUAGACGCAGAAAGAGAUUUGUCCAUAAUCCGCUGGGUUCAAGCCAUCCAGAGGCAACUCUUAAGGCUGCACUUGAACAUGGGGCUCCAGAAGAUGCAAUCCUGCAGGCAAGAGAAGAGUUCCAUGCACAGCUCGCAGCAUCCCGCGCACAACAGCAGCAACUGCAGUCUAAUGAUCUGAUGGAUGACAGUGAACUGCUAGCUGAUGACCGUGAUCUUGAUGUUGAUCUCACUGGUCCUGUGAACAUCAGUACUAAAGCAAAGCUGGUAGCACCAGGCAUUGUAGCACCUGGCAUGGUAUCUAUUACAUCAACAGAGCUGUACUUUGAAGUAGACGAGGAUGAUCCUGAGUACCGGAAGAUUGAUUCUGAGGUGCUCAAGUACUGCGACCACCUCCAUGGCAAGUGGUACUUCUCGGAGGUGCGAGCCAUCUUCUCGCGCCGGUACCUGCUGCAGAAUGUCGCCAUCGAAAUCUUCCUCGCCAGCAGAACGUCCAUCAUGUUCGCAUUUCCGGACCAGGCGACGGUCAAGAAGGUGAUCAAGGCGCUGCCGAGGGUCGGAGUCGGCAUCAAGUACGGCAUCCCGCAGACCAGACGGGCCUCCAUGAUGUCGCCGCGCCAGCUGAUGCGCAAUUCGAACAUGACGCAGAAGUGGCAGCGGCGGGAGAUCUCCAACUUCGAGUACCUCAUGUUCCUCAACACCAUCGCCGGGCGUACAUACAAUGACCUCAACCAAUACCCCGUGUUCCCGUGGGUGCUCACCAACUAUGAGACAAAGGAGUUGGACCUGAGUCUCCCUAGUAACUAUCGCGACCUCUCAAAGCCAAUUGGAGCUCUGAAUCCCAGCCGCAGAGCUUACUUUGAGGAGCGCUAUGCUAGCUGGGAGCACGAGUCCAUCCCACCGUUCCAUUACGGCACACAUUACUCCACUGCUGCAUUCGUACUCAAUUGGCUCAUCCGUGUGGAACCAAUGACAACAAUGUUUCUGGCACUCCAAGGUGGAAAAUUUGAUCAUCCUAACAGGCUGUUUUCAUCACUGGCACUAUCCUGGAAGAACUGUCAGAGGGACACCUCUGAUGUAAAGGAACUCAUACCAGAGUUUUUCUUCCUUCCGGAAAUGCUAGUGAAUGCAAAUCGUUAUAGACUGGGCCAGCAAGAAGAUGGCACAGCUGUAGGAGAUGUAGAACUGCCUCCCUGGGCUUCAUCUCCUGAAGAAUUUGUUCGUAUCAACAGAAUGGCCUUGGAAUCUGAAUUUGUGUCCUGCCAAUUGCACCAGUGGAUUGACCUCAUUUUUGGAUAUAAACAGAGGGGCCCUGAAGCCGUCAGAGCAACAAAUGUCUUUUACUACUUGACAUAUGAAGGAAGUGUGGACAUGGACAGUAUUAGUGAUCCAGUAAUGAAAGAGGCCAUUGAAAAUCAGAUUCGUAAUUUUGGCCAAACACCUUCGCAGCUUCUAAUGGAGCCACACCCUCCUAGGAGUUCUGCAAUGCAUCUGUCUCCAAUGAUGUUCUCCAGCAUCCCAGAAGAUGUCUGCAUGACAAUGAAAUUUCCAUCUAACUCACCUAUUUGUCACAUUUCGGCAAAUACGUAUCCCCAGUUGCCACUUCCGUCCGUUGUCACUGUGACUGCAAACCAGCAGUUUGCACUAAACAAGUGGAACACUAGCUAUGCAGCAUCUGUUCAGUCCCCGAGCUACGCUGAGACUCCACAGACACCCACAGCAAAUCUUCCACUGUCAAUGGACCCUGUACUUUCACAAUCAGGCAGCAGUUCAAAUCCAGCCAUGAGGAGACAUCUUGGUGAUAACUUCAGCCAAAAGAUACGGAUACGUUCCAACUGUUUUGUGACAACAGUAGACAGCCGUUUUCUUGUUGCUUGUGGUUUCUGGGACAACAGCUUCAGAGUGUUCUCUACUGAGACUGCAAAGAUAGUUCAAAUAAUUUUUGGUCACUAUGGUGUAGUUACGUGUCUCUCACGCUCUGAGUGCAAUAUUACAUCAGACUGCUAUAUAGCAUCAGGCUCAGCUGACUGCACAGUAUUGCUAUGGCACUGGAAUGCACGAACACAAACCAUUGUUGGGGAAGGUGAAGCACCUACGCCACGUGCCACUCUCACAGGCCACGAGCAGCCCGUCACCAGUGUCGUGAUUUCUGCCGAGCUUGGACUUGUAGUAUCAGGUUCAACAAAUGGACCUGUUCUUGUUCAUACAACAUUUGGAGAUCUUCUAAGGUCUUUGGACCCUCCUUCAGGAUUCCAGUCUCCAGAGAACAUAGCUAUGUCUCGAGAGGGUGUUAUAGUUGUCAACUACGAACGUGGACACAUAGCUGCAUUUACAAUAAAUGGAAAGAGACUUCGUCACGAAUCACAUAAUGACAACCUACAGUGUCUGCUUCUGAGCCGUGAUGGAGAGUAUCUCAUGACAGGAGGAGACAAAGGAAUUGUGGAAGUGUGGCGCACAUUCAAUUUGGCCCUCCUGUACGCAUUCCCAGCAUGUGAUAGCAGCGUUCGCUCCAUAGCUCUUUCGCAUGAUCAGAAGUUCUUAUUGGCUGGCCUUGCAACUGGAUCCAUAGUGGUGUUUCAUAUUGAUUUUAAUAGAUGGCAUCACGAAUUCCAGCAGAGAUACUGAAAGGAACCUUUGUAUUGUGCUCAUUUACUUCUGAAAAUGUGGUGUUCCACAUUUAGCUGAAAAGCCUGUGGAAAUGAAAUUCUACUUCAUUUGUUGUUAUAUGGUGCAAAAUGCAUAAAUUUGUUGAAUGGUUAAGAUAGAAAUAUUUUUGAAAUGUGUGAUGCAUGGAAUCUAUAAAAGUAUUCCCAAUGGUGUGCUUCAGACAGUUCAUCCAGUGAUCUAUUUGUAUCACAGGGAUAAUUUUGCAAGAAUUUUUAUAUAAUGAUUUUGUAGCAACAUGUCAGUUCUGUUAGAAUGUUUACACCAAUUUAUAUGUGUUCAGUAUGGAAACUGUGUGUAUUAUAAACUUUGAAUCUGAGAUGGAAAUGUGUGUGUAGGUGCAUAUUGGUUUCGUCACAAGGGAAUUUACCUUCCUGUUAUAUGACAUGUUGUCAGUCAUUUUACAUUUUCAAGGUAACAUAAACAGAGAAGAUACUAUUUUCAUUUACAGUUGAGUUCCUAAGCAUUAUAUAUUUUGAAUUUGAAUUGGAGUUGCAGUAUAAUGUUCACUAAGGCAUGGCAAAACCAUAUACAGAAAAAAAUAUUCUCUGGAACAUGUACAAAAGUAUUAUAUUCUGUUUCACAUUCCGUUGAGAGCAACAUUAACUGUAAAAAGAAAAGAAAAAGUGAAAAAAAGAAAAAAAUGCUGAGUUAUAAGAUGUAGUGUUCGUGAAGCAAGUAGAAUGUGCAGUAGUGUAUUGACACAAAAAUUCAAUUUUUGCCAGUUUCUGAUCAUGUGUCAUUAUUUGCUAAGAAACUGGGGAAUAAUAGAGCCAUACCGAUGAAGAGAAAUGUAACAAUAAAUUUAUUUUAGGUAAUUUGAAAUUUUUAAUACAUUUCUGUGAAGCUUUGGCUUUAAAUAUGUGUUUACACAUGAAGUGAACCAUUCAUUGUGUUUAAAGGAAGGCAAUUACAUUUGCGAAUGCUGAGACAUUGCUGUUUGAUUGUGAUUAUAUUAUGCUUGAAAUUGGACUGUACAAAUAUUAGCUAAUGCAGCUUUGUCCAAUGUUUCAUAUAAAAUAUUGUGAUACAGAACAUUGACAGAAUCGAGUAUUUUAUUGUCUGUACAUUCCAAGUGCUGUGAUUAUUUUCUUUACUCUUAGCUAAGGAAGAGAAACUGUGCUACAGCGGUUACAUGUCAUAGCAACUAUGUAAAUCUGUACAUAUUUCAAAUUUUGCAAGUACUUAAAUGAUGUCACACCAUAGAAAUAAGUGAAUUCAAUUACUAAGUUAACUUGAAUGCGUUUUCAGUUUGUUAAACAGGGGAGAACAUGUUUUAAAGAUUCUGAAACACUUUUUUUUUUUAAAUUUAUUAGUGAUAUGAUAGAGAGAUUGUGGCACAAUAAUUUCUGGGAUGGAACUGUUGGUAAAUACUACUCUGAGUACUGUACUUAAGACCACAUCACCUUGAGUUACGACUAGCUUUAUUUUUACACCUUUUCUCUCUCCAAAGUGUGUUUUUUUUUUUUCUCACCAUUCCUCAACUGUGUUGUCAGUUGUCAUUCUGAAAGUAUUCUGCCAUUAAAUUUGCUUUUCUAAUGUGUUCACAUCUUGGUGGUUGGAUUGAUAUUUCAAUUGUGGUUAUGGGGUUUGUGCACCAGUGGUUUUAGAAUAAAAAAUGUAGUUGUAGUGUACUAAACACUAGUAGUGUGAAUUCCAUUUUUAGGAAAACAACAGCUGCCAAAUUUUGUAUCUCUUCCCAGAUUCUUGGAAGAAAUCUUGUUGUAUUGUUCUACAUAACUAACUGCCUCUGCUUUUCAAAGUUCAGAAAGAAAAACCUCUGCAAAGAAAUUCAUUGUUCCCAUGUUGUUAUUAAUUUUAAAGUAUUUGAAACAGUACUUAAUUGUAUUUUGUACAUUGUAAUGUGUUGUGAGAAGUCAACUAAAAUAUGUACUUAAUUUAAAAAUUAGUUUCUUUAGUUUGUUGUAGAUGCAGUAGAAAAUUUUAUGAAAUUGUAAAAACUUUCACAAUGAGUAUAAUUUGGUAUUAGGUUUGGUGAGUGGACAGUGUGUUUGUUAUAUGAUUUAUAAUGAUAAAAUGUAGCAAGACUAAAUUCUUUGCCCUAGCAAGCAACUAAACAAUGAGAAAAGAGAUGGAGACAUCUUAAUUUAAAAACAACACACUUCUUUACUCUCCAGAUCUAAUAAGGCAUUUGCUCAGUAACUUGAUAUAAAUGAAUAAAAUAUUAUUCAAAUA